GAGCUUAUAUUACGUAUGUACCCUCCAUUGUUGUAGCCGGCAGCAGCUCUGGGCAAGAGAUUUCAUGGAAGAACUGACCGAAGAAGAGAGAAAAGCCCUUCGGGGAAGCAAAUUCGCUCCUCUUCCUCCCGCCGCUCCGGCCCGUCCUCCGAUCAGGCAGGCUCAUCCGGGCGGGCCGUUGAAGACGAACAAGGCUGCUGCAUUGGCGAAAUUUCUGGAAAGAAAACUGCAGGAGCCGAAUGGAUUGUCUUCUGUUGAUCCAAGACUUGUCGAACUCGCUGUGAAAAAUGCUAAAGAGACUGUCCAAUCUAGUGGAACAUCGAGUUCAGGAAGAGUAAUUCGUCACGUGGAUUCUUUUGGUGAUUAUGAGGAUUCUUCUGAAGGGGAAGACGUAAAAGUUUGUGUGGGUAAAAAACAGAAGAAGAAGAAGAAGCUGAAAAAGAAGACGAAGAAGAAAGAAAAAGAAAGCAAAAUACACAAGAAGUCGGACCGUUGUGACGGCGAAUAUACGAAAAAAUCCAAAAAGAAGCAGAAGCUAUGACAAAUUUUUUGGUUUUCCUUUUUUUUUUGCGAGGAAAGAAAGAUUUGAACUCUUCUGGAUGCAAUACAAUAGGAAUUGAAUUUUUUAAACCAUGGGAAAAAUGUACCUAAUUGGUGCCAUGAAAAUCUUAACAAUUGAUUCUGAUGGAAAUUUUAACUCGCAAAUGCAAAUAGAAAUAUAAAUUAUGAAUCAUAAAAUACUCUGUAUAGG
Molecule: messenger RNA, 751 nt
Organism: Cuscuta campestris
Lineage: Eukaryota; Viridiplantae; Streptophyta; Magnoliopsida; Solanales; Convolvulaceae
Source: the annotation of a GenBank genome assembly